GGGGCUUAUCAGUGUCCUUAGGGGCCUGGCAACCACUUCACAGACUCAGAUCCCAGAGCCAAGGCCACAGAGACAAACCUAUGUGACCAGAGUACUGAUGAACAAAUGCUCUGUGCUGUUAGUGACUCUUCUAUAGAAGCAGCAGGCUGCAGGGCACGCCAACAAUGAACAUAUAUAUACUGUAUAUGUACACAUAUGUCACAAUGGCAGGCAGUGGUGGAUAGCCACUCGAAAAAAGAAAAAUUGCACGAAAAGACCAAAGGCAAGCAGCAUUCGUUAUGUUUACACUACAUUUACUGAUAGUGACAAAAAGCCUGGCGGCCUGCAGCACUACACCCGGAGCCUGAUUUUCAGGUUAGUAAGCAGAGAGUAUAGCUGGUAUAUUAAUAAUGUUCAACCUGCACUACAACUCAACACUAAUUGACAGUCAGAAUAAGCACAUGAAAAAAAAAAUCAAAAAAAAAAAAAAAAUCAGGCCGUGCUAGUUCAUUUUAAAAUAUAUGUGAUUUAAAUUAAAUAUAUCUCUCCUUGGGCUCUCAAAGAAAAUUGUGAAGAAUUACCAUCACAUUUUCUCAGAGUUCCAGGCGUCUAGACCAGCAGUCUAAAACCUAAAGAUAAUCUAUACUUACAAUCAUAGCAGACUUUGAACACCAGCAAAUAUUCACAUUUUAAGAAGCUGGAAAAAGAGAAUUUAAACAAUUAAUCAACUAUGAAAACUCCUACAGAUGCUGAUCAAUGUCUGGCUUCUGCUAUAAUCCCUCCUUUAAUCAAGCUUUGCAUAAUACAAAGAACAUUAUUUUAAUUUUCUCCUCAUUAACUAGAAGCUAACCCCCCCUCCCCCGUUUUCCCUCGUGUCCUAAGUAAAUCAUUGAGCACCAAACACGUCAGAGGAAGUCAAGUUUUGACAAGGCCAUUGCAGGCCGAUGAUGUUGGCAGCGGUUUGGCACAGGAAUUCAGGAAGUGGUGCCUCCUAACUGAGCUGUGCUUCCUGUGUGAUAACUGACCCAAACAUGUUGUGCCUCUAUCACACACACGCACACACAUAAAGACAAAGCGCGCUCAGACACUGUGAGCAUACCAAGACUCUUUCAACUACACUGCGGAUUAAUGGGAUUAAAAUGUAGGCGCUCAAUGACGUUUAUUUCCUUGGAUGCGAUUUGUUCACAUUUGUACACAAAACCUAAAUGCCAGCGUGAUCUUCAACAGAGGAGGACUGAGGGUUCAGUCAGACCACAGGACAGUUAGCAACCCCCCCACUUCCUCAUCGAAAGUCGAAGCAGAGCGAGCGAACGCAAGUUUCCUGUGACGCCUCCGUGUCUCUGGUCAAUUGGUUUACUCACGUCCCUCUUCCACUGCGCUGCAUGGAAAGAGACCGGCCUCGUCGCAUCCUGGGAGGGGGGGAGCUCUCUGGUAGAUCUACGCCGACAGUCAACUGUUCAUCUGAAGAUUCUCUCCAAAACCUGGAUCUGUCAGGACACAAAAACACACCAGACCUCAGUUAUUAAUAGUCUUCAGAGGAAAGCUGCGAUGCAGUCACACAGUUAAGGUUGUGUGUGGGUUUGGGAUUUUUCCGCCAUGCUGCAGCAGUCAGACCUCAUCUUUGACUUCGCCAGUGACCAUGUCAAUAUGUCGCAGUUGGGGGGUUACUUGGAUUACCCUGCAGUGAUUGUGGAGCAGGUGCCCCAUCCACACCUGCUCUCAUAUACAGGUCUAGCGUGUGAACAGUCACAGACAGAGCAUCACCAGCAGCUGUUCAAAGUGGAGCAAUGUGAGAGCGGAGAGGAGGAGACCAUGGAGACACUUGUCGCUGCCGACUCGCUCCUCAACAUGGACUGCCCUGACACCCUCUCCCUGGAACACUACUCCCAGACCUUCUUACCAUCACUGGGUGAUGUCAUCACUACUCCUGUUACCCAGGUGACUGUGUCAGCGGAGGGGAUUGUGGGAGCUUUUGACCCGCCACAGUGGCACUCGUUGCACACAAACAAGCCUGCGGCACAGCUGCAGUCCAAAAAAAGAGGGAGGAAAGCUCGACAUAGAAGGGCAGAGUCUCCCACACCAGACAUUAUAGUGAAGAAGGACAAAUACAACAAAGGAGGAAACACGCUGUACCUGUGGCAGUUCCUGAUGGAGUUGCUGCAGGACCGACAGGUCUGCCCCCGCUACAUUAAAUGGACCAAUCCCCACGCAGGAAUCUUCAAGUUGGUCAACUCCAAAGCAGUGGCCCGACUCUGGGGCAAACACAAGAACAAGCCGGAUAUGAAUUAUGAGACGAUGGGCAGAGCACUCAGGUACUACUACCAGAGAGGCAUACUGAAUAAGGUUGAAGGCCAGCGUCUUGUCUACCAGUUCACCUCGCUGCCCAAAGAUAUGAUUUAUAUCACAGAUGGAGAUGGCAUGAAAGAGGAAGACGACGACGAUCACGACGACAUCAGUGGCAACGAUGAGGCCGUGAGUGAAGACUCGGAUGCCAGCACUAUACCGUCUAGUGACCAGUCGGUUGAGGAGGAAGACUCCCACCUGCCACAGAAGAAAACGUCCUCCUGCUCCUUCCGAGGCCCGCCCACCCAGCGGACCAGGCCGGCCCCCAGGCCCUCAGGCCAGCGCGAAACCGUCCUGAGGCCCGCCAGCACCAGCCUGAUCCAGGAGCAGCAUUUGCCUAUUGUGUCCGCGGAGAUGCUGCGAAGCCUGCAGAACCUGCAGAAGGUCCAGUCCCUGCAGCCCGCGGGCCACGCCUCGGUCUUCAAAACGGCUCAGCUGCUGGGGAGUCUGUGCGAGCGGCAGGCCGCCGCUGAGACGGCUGUGGACGGUGAGGGUGCGCGGGAGACGCCCAAUGGAAGGUCACACCCGGGACCCAAAACUUCCCAAGUGGAGGCUCCACAGCUGGUGCCCCUAACUAGCUCUCACCAAUAAAAAAAAAAAAGCUAUCGCCCCCCCCAGAAACGCACACGCACUCCACUGACUCAGGACCAGUUACAGAGCUGCGCUUUGCUGCUGCGGCGACGUCUGCACACCAGGGCCUGUGUUUGUUAAGAGUGGGAGUCUUGAUCUAGGAUCAUUUUUUUUAUAUUAUGAAUUUGUAACAAAAGUAAUUCUAGAUCACUACUUUCCUCCCUGAGUUGGCAGCAAACCCACAACAUUUCACAGUUCACUAUCCCAAGAGACUUCAAAAGCUCACGUGCUUUGUCUCAGCCUUCUGUCCUGCUCUCUAGCCGUUAACCCCACAAGACACCAAAGACAGACAUGCAC
Anarrhichthys ocellatus (wolf-eel) is the source of this 3249-nucleotide messenger RNA. Its product is annotated as ETS-related transcription factor Elf-1-like. NCBI's taxonomy places the organism in Eukaryota, Metazoa, Chordata, Actinopteri, Perciformes, Anarhichadidae. Gene Ontology annotation, cellular component: nucleus. The coding region runs from base 1576 to 2913 and encodes 445 amino acids. The record is from RefSeq and is a predicted model, not a curated record. Gene Ontology annotation, molecular function: DNA-binding transcription factor activity, RNA polymerase II-specific; sequence-specific DNA binding. Gene Ontology annotation, biological process: cell differentiation; regulation of transcription by RNA polymerase II. The transcript is spliced from 8 exons.